Messenger RNA from Nerophis ophidion (straightnose pipefish), 9456 nucleotides. RefSeq names its product semaphorin-3G-like. Gene Ontology annotation, biological process: negative regulation of axon extension involved in axon guidance; axon guidance; semaphorin-plexin signaling pathway. The record is from RefSeq and is a predicted model, not a curated record. Lineage: Eukaryota; Metazoa; Chordata; Actinopteri; Syngnathiformes; Syngnathidae. The transcript is spliced from 16 exons. Gene Ontology annotation, molecular function: semaphorin receptor binding; chemorepellent activity. Bases 178 to 2532 code for a protein of 784 amino acids.
AGAGAGAGAGAGAGAGAGAGAGAGAGAGCUAGGGGGCGUGGUGGUGGUGUGUAUUGGUGCACAGAGCAGAUCCUGUAGUCUCAUCAGUGACUUUGGUCCUCAUGCAGGACUUCAGGACAGGAAAACCAGUCUGAUGCUUUGUAGGAGUCCCUGAAGAUCUGAUCCAGCACGGACAAGAUGAGAGGAUUUAGGACUUGUUGCAUCUUUCUGCUGCUCCUGGUUUCUUCUUCUUGCUGCAGCAAGAUGAAUGUGCCUCGCCUCAGACUCUCCUACCAAGAUUUGCUGUCCACCAACAGGUCGUCCAUCUUCAGCGGUCAUCACGGACAACUUUCCCUGUCCGCCGUCUAUCUGGACGAGUACCGUGACCGUCUCUUCCUGGGGGGCAAAGACGUGAUGUACUCUCUCCUGCUAGGACCUGCACGCAGCGAGUCCAAAGAGAUCUAUUGGCCCCCGUUGCCUGGCAACAGAGAGGACUGCAUUCAAAGGGGGAAAGAACCACAGACGGAAUGCGCCAACUUUGUACGUCUUCUGCAACCGUACAACCGCACUCACCUCCUGGCCUGCGGCACUGGAGCCUUCCACCCCAUGUGUAGCUUCAUCUAUGUGGGACACAGAGGAGAGCAUGUCUUCACCAUGGACCCCAAGAACGUGGAGAACGGACGGGGGAAGGUCCCUCACGACCCCAGCCUGCCCUUUGCCAGCACCUUCAGCGGUGGGGAGUUAUUUACGGGACUGACGGCGGACUUCUUGGGACGAGACUCUGUGAUCUUCAGAAGCUUGGGCGGUCGCUCCACCAUGAGGACGGAGACGGACCACAAAAUCCUCCACGAUCCCAAGUUCGUGGCAGCUCACCUCAUCCCGGACAACGACGACAGAGACGAUGACAAAGUCUACUUUUUCUUCACGGAGAAAGCCACGGAGGCGGGCGACAGGGAGGAGGCCAUUCACACACGUGUCGGACGAGUGUGUGCGAAUGACGUGGGAGGACAGAGAGUUCUGGUCAACAAGUGGAGCACCUUCAUCAAAGCCAGGCUGGUUUGUUCUGUGCCAGGACCGCAUGGCAUCGACACACAUUUCAACCAACUUGAGGAUGUUUUCUUGCUCAGGACCAAGGACGAGAGAAACCCGGCUAUUUAUGCCAUCUUUAGCACUAUCAGUAAUGUGUUCCAGGGUUUUGCCGUGUGCGUUUAUCGCAUGGCCGACAUCAGAGAGGCCUUUAACGGGCCGUUUGCCCAUAAAGAGGGCCCGGACUACCAGUGGGGGGCCUAUGAGGGCCGUGUCCCUUACCCAAGACCAGGAGUGUGUCCGAGUAAAAUCACCAACCAGCCCGGCAGAGAGUUCGCCAGCACCAAAGACUUCCCCGACUCCGUGCUCCAGUUUGCCCGCGGCCACCCGCUCAUGUGGCGCCCGGUGCAGCCCGCACUGCGACAGCCGGUCUUGGUCAAGGCCAACGUUCCUUACAGGCUCAAGCAGAUCGUGGUGGACCGCGUAGAGGCCGAGGACGGCCAGUAUGAUGUCAUGUUCAUCAGCACGGACGUCGGCAGCGUGCUGAAAGUCAUCGCACUGCAUGCUGGGAACAGCCUGGAAACAGAAGAGGUGACCCUGGAGGAGCUCCAAGUCCUCAAAGUGCCCAUGCCAAUCACAUCGCUGGAUAUAUCCGUGAAAAGACAAGCCCUGUACGUGGGCUCCGAGGCGGGCGUGGUCCAGGUGAAGCUGCAUCGCUGCCAGACCUACGGGAAGGCGUGUGCCGAGUGCUGCCUGGCCAGAGACCCUUACUGCGCCUGGGAUGGCACGUCCUGCACUCGAUACGUGCCCGGCAGCAAGCGCCGCUACCGCCGGCAGGACAUCAGGCACGGGAACCCGGUGCUGCAAUGUCUGGACCAGAACUUUGGUGAGGACGUGGAGGAGACGGAGGACCGAGUGGUCUAUGGGGCGGAGAACAACAGCACCUUCCUGGAAUGUGUUCCUCGCUCCCCGCAAGCGUCUGUGGUCUGGUUGGUGCAAGGUGACGAGCGCCAGGAGGAGGUCAAGCUGGACGAUCGGGUCAUGUCCACAGACCAGGGCCUCCUCUUCCGUCGUCUCCUGAACCAGGACGCUGGCGUCUACAUUUGCAGAUCCAGAGAGUUUGGUUUCACCCAGACUCUAAGUCGGAUCACCCUGGAAGUCCUCCAAGGGGACACCCUGGACGAGCUGGUGGGGCAACGGGACAACGCCGGCCUCUCAGACCUCCUUAAGGACAGACAGGGUGCGGGAUACAGGAGCUGGAUGCCUUGCCAUUCCUUUGGUAGGCCGGGCCUCGUCGGCCAGUCCCGGUUGUGGUUCAAGGAUGUUAUGCAGAUGAUCGGACCGUCCAACCUGCCCCACGUGGAGGAGUACUGCGAGAGGAUGUGGUGCAACGAAAAGCUGAGGAGGAAGCACAAGGGCAUGGUGGAGAAGUACCGGCAGGCCCAGGAGAGCGCCAGGAAGGCUCGCAGCAAAAGUUCCGGGGAGAGAAACAGGAUGCCGAGGGACCUUCGAGCAAGGGAUCAGUGAUGUAGACUAUGAAAGUACGACAACUAAGACAGAACUGAAGGACCAGCAGAACUGGAUAUGUACAUGAACCGACUCUGGUAAAAUGAGGCGUGGUCUUUACGUUGUCUGGACAAAGACUACUACUGUCCUGGACAUGAAGAUAAGGAGAGGACACAAUUCAAAACCACUUGAAGAAACCUGGAGACUUUAGAAUCCACCACACAUCCAAAAAUCCCUGUUUUCUAUCACGGUUGAACUGAUUCGAUUCACGACUUCAGAAUCCUAACCAUGUCUUAGUUUCACUUUGUAAAGAACAAGUCUUGGAACCUGGACUUCACUGAGCUACAAAAGUUCUUAGUCCGUUCGUGAAAACGGGAAACGACGUGUUGACGGUUCAGCGGAUGAAGGACUCAUGUGUUGAUCUCACUGCUGAGGCGGGAUGGGUACCGACUUUGGUACUGAUAUACACCGCAGUCCUUCGGUACUACCGGGUGUCGAUUCAGGCAAAGUCAAAGGGCGCCAUAUUUUGCUACCUUUUGUUGCACGUGACGUCACGUCCGGUCGCAGACUAAACACCGGUCCACGUAAACGAUCAGUCAAGUAACGUUGCAUACAUUUUAACACCAAGAAAGCAAGUAUGCUUAGUAAAGUAAGGCCCCACUCUUCCAAAGUGCACUAGCUUGACGCUAACUUAGAUUGGAUUUGCCAUAAACGAGCUACUAUUAGCAUUAGCGAUUUUACAUGGCGGUUUCAACACCUCCAAAUUUGGUAAUGAAAGCUACAACUGAGAUGAACAUUACAAUCAAACACCUGGUGUGUAAUAAGCAUAUUACUGACAGAACAAACACCUUGUAGGGCGCAACAUAACACAUUCAGGUUCAUGGAUGUAGCCUAUGGAAUACUGCAGUUGAAUUUCUCCAAUCACGGAAUUUUAUUAUCAAACAAUUAACAUUUAUAAACACACAAUAUAUAUAUAUAUAUAUAUAUAUAUAUAUAUAUAUAUAUAUAUAUAUAUAUAUAUAUAUAUAAAACAGACUUUUUUCCGGAAGUAUGUCAUCAUUUAUGAUCUCUACGCCACAUCCAGUCGCCAUGUUUUGUAGUUUUUGAGUAGUACUGAAUAGGCUAUAUAUGGUAUGUUGUCUAACUCGGAAGUAGCUUUUUCCACAAAGCUGAAUGUGUUAUGUCGCGCCUUACAAAGUGUUUGUACUGUAAAAAAUUCAUCAUAAUGAUUUAUGGUAAAUUAUUUUUGUAGUUUGUAAGAGAUCCGCCAUUUUUGGCUGUAGUCCAACAUACGGGAUAAACGUCAUAGUGAUUUUUGAGCAAUGCAUCCGCCCACUGUUUUAGAAAUGUAUUGGAAAAUCUGUUUGGGAAAAGUUUGGGAUGCUGUACGCUAACAGUAGUGUCUUUCCCAAAAAGCUUCUUGUUGUGGGUGGCCAUCUUGUUCAUUCCAGUCUUGUGUAGGUCUACAAUGGAGUGCUGACAGCUCUAGUAGAAAGUAAGGUAGGAAUACUCUCUUAAAGGGACAGGACACACAUGCUUGCAUCAAAUACAUAUUUCCCUCAAUCAAACCUUUAUUUAAUUUUAUUUUCACAGGAUUUUAUACGAGUUUUCACAUUCUGGACUGGGGGUAAAUGUACAAACUCAGCAGGGGAUCUUGUACUGAUUUCUUAUUAUUUUUAUAGACAUGACAUCAUCAGGACUGUCCGCAGUGGCACCCUCGCACUCUUUGACUGACAGCUCGCGUCAAUGUGUCUUUAAAACAAAACAAAAAAUCCUAUCUGGGAGUCCUCCUGUGAAAUAAGUGUAUUUUAUACGCAAUGUCACUUCAAAAAAAAAAAAAAAAAGCAUUCACACAUUUCUUUCUCUUUUCUUUCUAAGCCUUGAGCCCGUUUGACAGGCGCAGUGUUUGUUUUCCUUGUCUGGCGCGUGCUGAGGAGGACUAUUAGACCUCCAAUUAAGGUGUUUUCUCUGAAAACAUUGCUGGUGUAACAAAAGAAAAUAAAAAGGCAGGAGGAUGGUGACAGGAAAAAAUGUGAUAUGUUUUUAUACAGAACACGCCCUAAAACACCCGUUGUAAUUGUGCGGCAAUCGUUUAAAUAUGCGCCCUGUAGCUAUUUUACUUAGGGAUGGGUACCGAAUUCUGUACUUUAAUUUGGUACAGACCGAGUACUAACUCCCAUAAAAUCAAACGCUAACAUAUUUCCUUAACUUCCAUGCCAUCAAAACAAAGAAUCUGAAUAGAAAACGGUGAAAAAUAAGGGCCGGCUUUUCAGAAUGUCCUUGCUUGAUGCUGAGUUACAUUGGAUGUGCCAUAUACAUGCUACCAAGUGGUUUUAACAGUGUUACAAUCAAUUUGGUGUGUGGUAAAUUACAGUACGAACACCUUGUAGCACUCCACAAAAGACAAAAAACUUAAUGGCAAAGACUACUUCCAGGCUACAGCAAUUGCAUGCAAAAUAUUCUCUGUAAUACUUGAAAAUGAAACUCAGAAGCGUAAGGGAACCAACUAUAACAUCCAGACAGUACAAUUAUUCGCAUUAGAUCACUGUUAAAUGUUGAAUAAUUAUAUUAACAACUUUACAUUUAUGACAUUAUUAUACCACAUACUUGCCAACCUUGAGACCUGCGAUUUCGGGAGGUGGGGUGGGGGCGGGGCGUGGUUAAGAGGGGAGGAGUAUAUUUCCCCCUAGAUUCACCAAGUCAAGUAUUUCAUAUACAGUGUAUAUAUAUAUAUAUAUAUAUAUAUAUAUAUAUAUAUAAGAAAUACUUCACUUUCGGUGAAUUCUAGCUGUGUGUGUAUAUAUAUAUAUAUAUAUAUAUAUAUAUAUAUAUAUAUAUAUAUAUAUAUACUUGAAUUUCAGUGUUCAUUUAUUUACACAUUUACACACACAUAACACUCAUCUACUCAUUGUUGAGUUAAGGGUUGAAUUGUCCAUCCUUAUUUUUGUAACCAUAUGCAUGUACAGUAGAUGGCAGUAUUGUCCUGUUUAAGAGUGUCACAUCAUUGCUGUUUAGGCAGACGACCUGCUUUACGGUAGACGAAAACGAACUGCUGUUGUUGUGUUGUUUUACCACGCUGGGAGGACGUUAAUGAAACUGCCUAACAAUAAACCCACAUAAGAAACCCACCCUUGAUCAUUCUACAGAAACGCUCUUUAUACACGUCACUCAGGCCCCAAGUGGAGGAGUUCAAGUACCUAGGAGUCUUGUACACGAGUGGGGGAAGAGUGGAUCGUGAGAUCAACAGGCGGAUCGGUGUGGCGUCUUCAGUAAUGCGGACGUUGUACCGAUCUGUUGUGGUGAAGAAGGAGCUGAGCCGGAAGGCAAAGCUCUCAAUUUACCGAUCGAUCUACGUUCCCAUCCUCACCUAUGGACAUGAGCUUUGGGUAAUGACCGAAAGGAAAAGAUCACGGGUACAAGCGGCCGAAAUGAGUUUCCUCCGCCGUGUGGCGGGGCUCUCCCUUAGAGAUAGGGUGAGAAGCUCCGUCAUCCGGGAGGAACUCAAAGUAAAGCCGCUGUUCCUCCACAUCGAGAGGAGCCAGAUGAAGUGGUUCGGGCAUCUGGUCAGGAUGCCACCCGAAAGCCUCCCGAGGGAGGUGUUUAGGGCACAUCCAACCGGUAGGAGGCCACGGGGAAGACCCAGGACACGUUAGGAAGACUAUGUCUCCCGGCUGGCCUGGGAACGCCUCGGGAUCCCCCGGGAAGAGCUAGACGAAGUGGCUGAGGAGAGGGAAGUCUGGGCUUCCCUGCUUAGGCUGCUGCCCCCGCGACCCGACCUCGGAUAAUCGGAAGAAGAUGGAUGGAUGGAUGGACUCAGGUCCGCAUGGAGCUGGAGGCUCCGCCUGAAUUUCGGGAGAUUUUCGGGAGAAAAUUUGUCCCUGGAGGUUUUUCGGGAGAGGCGCUGAAUUUCGAGAGUCGCCCGGAAAAUCUGGGAUGGUUGGCAAGUAUGUUAUACCAUGAAUUGAUUAAACAAGUUGAAAAACGUAUUCGGGUGUUACCAUUUAGUGGUCAGUUGUACUGAAUAUGUACUGUACUGUGCAACCUACUAAUAAAAGUUUCAAUCAAUCAAUCAAAAAACGUACAAAAGUACAGAGAGUUAGUUUAAAUGUGAUAAUUCCAUUAUUCGUAGUCUUCGAGGAUUAAAAAAAAAAAAUCUACUAUGUUUGUAUUCUGACAUCGUCAAAAGUUGUUAUUGUCUUACUGAUUUAUGAUUUAUUUUAUUCUCUUUUGGAUGGAAAUGUGCGACCAGCAGGUGACGCCACACCCGCUAAUCGCAAACCCCCUUUAGCCAAUCAGAUGCUCAGAAUAAAGCAAUAUCCGGUAACGUGACUCAAAGAAAAUGAUAGGUAUUAAUAUGUAAUUUUCACAGUAAAGUUGAAAAUAUAUAUUUUUUUUAAGAGAGAUGGGCCUAACAAAUCUGUUUUUAUUAUAUGUGUACACGGAAAAUGUUUUUUACAGCCCUUUUCAAAAAGUGUGUUCAGUCUGUAUUGUCUUGCAAUUGUAAACAGUGCGUCAUUACGUCAUCACGGCUUCGCGCUGAUUGGUCACGUGACCAAGCAGGACCAAUCACCGCAUUAUUUGAUACCCAAUAGUAAAUAGUCCACGGGAGUAGUGUUGUAGUUUGCUGCAGUUGUGUGUCUAAAUGGUUUCAUGUUUUCACAAUUUUUCACUCCAACAAAAUGUUAUCGGAUGUCGACGUGUAGCCAGGAGUCUCUGACCACAGCCCGAAACGCGUCGAAAGAGAUGUUUCUUGACUUAAACCACGCAAUUGGUGAGUCUGUCCAUCUCCAUUCAUUUGUAUGCAUUAGCUUAGCUCGCCGCGUCCAUUGGGUUAACAUGGUGUUAUUAGCAUAGGACUUUAAGCCACUUUUAACAAAAUAUCUUCAACUAACUCAAAUGGAAUCAAUAUGAAAUGUUGUGCAAAUGUCCGUUACAACUUAAGAGUGUUUUAAAUAAUAAUGUCCACUUGUUUUGUUUAAUCUAUGCUUCCACUUGUAACUGCAUUGUUGUAACUUUGCCGCCUCUUGAAGGAGUCAUUUUCAUUUUUUAAUUUUUUUUUAUCACAACCGAAUUUUCUCUCUGUUUAGAUGAAAACAAUGAUAUACAUUUUAAUUAAUUUUUUCAUGAUCACGUAGCACAGAGCACUCAAAAGCCUUCUUGGAUUGUACAGUGUACAUUAAAUGUGGUACCAUUUGUAUAAGAAAAGUGUUGUGAUUAUGAAUCUAGUAUUCCAGUGUUUGUUUAAAACAAGAACAAAUGUUUCUCCAGUUUUUAUGCAUUCUAAAUCGUAAACAAAAGCUAGUAAAAGUCAGCUAACAAAGAAUGGCCGUUGCUCUAUAAAAGCCUUCUAAAAAAACAUUCAAAAACCUCCAUCAUUGUUAGAUAUACACUAAUUAUAUAUGUAAUGUAGUAUCAAGAACAUAAAUAAUAACAUGUAAUAUUUACAUGUUUUGCUCCUUCUAAGCAAACGACAGCUUAAUCAUUUCACUGACGCAUCAUAACAUUCUCUAUUUCCAUCAACAACAACGCUACUUAUCAUGAUAGCCUUCAUUAGAGACAACGAAGACUACUUUGGGACAAAUAAUGAUCCAGAACCUUAUAUUUUCGAUCCUGAAUAUGCAGAGGUUGAGCACAAAUUUUAGAAGCUCUAGCAUGUAGCAAUGUGCUAAGUAACAGAAGUACAAACUACAAACAUAAUAAAAUGAUCACUUACUGUACAAUGUCAGCUGUCACUGGAUGCUGACUGUCCAUCCAUCCAUUUUUCUACCGCUUAUUCCCUUUGGGGUUGCGGUGGGCUGGGUACACCCUGGACAAGUCGCCACCUCAUCGCAGGGCCAACACAGAUAGACAGACAACAUUCACACUCACAUUCACACACUAGGACCAAUUUAGUGUUGCCAAUCAACCUAUCCCCAGGUGCAUGUCUUUGGAAGUGGGAGGAAGCCGGAGUACCUGGAGGGAAACCACACAUUCACAGGGAGGACAUGCAAACUCCACACAGAAAGGUCCAGAGCCCGGGAUUGAACCGUGACUACUCAGGACCUUCGUAUUGUGAGUCAGACGCACUAACCCCUCUGCCACAGUGAAGCCCAUAAUAAUGAUCCAGAACCAUAUAUUUUCGAUCCUGAAUAUGCAGAGGUUGGGCACACGUUUUAGAAGCUCUAGAGUCAUGUAGCAAAGUGCUAAUAAAAGAAGUACAAACUACGAACAUAAUCAAACGAUCACUUACUGUACAAUGUCUGCUCUCAUUGGAUGCUGACUGACGGGACGUUUAUAUCUUGCGGUUUGAAAAAGCAAAAGGUGCCGCAAACAAGCUUAUUUUUGUGUCUUUCUUGCCAUUUUCGUGGAUGUCAAAGUUGACAAUCUUCUACUAUCCAGGUGAGAGGCAUGUUCUAUAAUCUAUAAAUAACUUUCACCAACAAUGCAUCAGCAACUCAAUGUGCAAUAUAGCAGCAUAAGCUCGUUAGUAGCUUAUACAGUCCCUCAGUUUCAGGGCUAAUAAUAACAAUAUCGCCAAUACUUGGUGAAUAUUCAGGUUACAAGAUGUAAAUGGAGUAUUGUUGACACUUUUUGGAUGUGUUUUAGAAGGCUUUUUUGGCACAAUCGUGUGCUCACAUUACCUGUACUGUUAGCCACUUCGUGCUUGCUAUAUUUGACUAUUUAGAAUGCAUACAAAAAUGAAACACAUGUUCUUCUCUUCCAUAGGGAUUGUGAAUGAAAAAUGUACCGUUCACCUUUGACGUAAUGUCAUCCUAUGGUAAAAAAAAAAACACCCCGUCUGAAUUUGACUGCACCUUUAUCUGAUGUCCAAACGUUUUGAAACAAUGCCUGUGAAAUGUUGUUGUUGUAAUAACUGUACGCUUAAUAGUGUUCGUAGCAAGCAUGCUGUAUACUUGUUAUUAAUGUGCUAUCAAAAAGCAUUAAACGCUGACUUUCUGACGUGAA